Ctenopharyngodon idella (grass carp) is the source of this 2749-nucleotide messenger RNA. Its product is annotated as arrestin domain-containing protein 3-like. The transcript has 5 exons. NCBI's taxonomy places the organism in Eukaryota, Metazoa, Chordata, Actinopteri, Cypriniformes, Xenocyprididae. Gene Ontology annotation, cellular component: cytoplasm; plasma membrane. Gene Ontology annotation, biological process: protein transport. The record is from RefSeq and is a predicted model, not a curated record. Bases 439 to 1617 code for a protein of 392 amino acids.
CUGAACACAAAUGGUGAUUUUGGUCAAGUUUGUCCUUCUGGUUUCUGUUCAUUCAAUAUCAGUCAAUGAAGCCUGACUUCCAGAAGCUUCAUGACAUUAUUUGAUGAUGCUUUUGAAGCUUAUGAAAGUUGGACUCCAAUGUAUGAACAGAAACCAGCAAAACAAACUUGACCAAAAUCACAUCCUCAAUGUCCUUGGUCUUUGUCUAAUUGCUCUCGCUGGCUCUGGGCUCACUGAGGAAGAAGAGACCACAUCAACAUCUGGGCCAAAUGAGGCAGUAAGGGCAGGAGGAGUGAUGGAGGGUCUCAUCCAUGGCUCUACACCAUUCCCAGGAUCUGCUGUGGCUCUCCAUCCUCAGUGCUCACACCAGUCUGAGGACAUUUCACAUCCUACAAAAAUGCACAAACAUAACACAAAAGCAGUCAUUUUAACAGUACAAUGUCAUCUGAUUUCUGUAUUAGAAGUAACAAAAUGAUCUUUAUAUUUUUGUUUCAGGUUUUCCCUUUUUUUUUGUUCACAAAUGCUGCCGUCACCUUGCCUUGCAGAUCCUGCUCCACCACAAAAGCUCUGCAGCAAAUGCACAGAAAUCAAGAAUCAGAAAAGCACUUCCCACCAACCUUCAAAGGUUCAGUUGGAAAAAUUGUCUACACUUUGGAGACAAAACUAUCCCGAUCAAUGCGUAUUUCUAGCAAAGCCAAAGCAGAGUUUCACUAUGUCCCUAGUCUUGAUGUGUCCAAUCCUGAACUAAUGGCGCCUCAACACGGAAUCAAAGAUAAACAAAUGAAACUCUUCACCUCUGGGAGUGUCUCCAUGAACAUAAAGACUGAGAAAAUGGGAUACUACCUCGGAGAGGGCUUGAAAGUUUUGGCUAAAGUUCAGAACAAUUCAACCCGUGCAAUCAAGCCAAAAUACUGCCUGUAUGAAAAACACAGUUUUUUCGCAAGAGGAAAGAGAAAACUUCACACACGUGACCUUUUGAAAGAAGAAGGGGAACCCAUUGAGCCAAACUCAAGAAAAACUGUCACCAAAGUGCUGCCCAUUCCUCCCAGCCUUACCAUCUCUAUCCUAAACUGUAGGAUCCUCAAGGUUGAGUACAGACUCAGGGUCUGCCUGGAUGUGCCAUUUGCCUUAGACCCAGAGAUCAAAUUCCCAGUAGUGAUUCUUCCUCUUCAGUCUUUAUCAGGUCUAAGUAGUGCUACAAACAGUGACUUUGGAAUCCGGAAUCAACCACCAGGUGGCAAUAUGUACCCCAACCCACCUCCUAUGCCUCUAUCUGCCCCACCAUUUAAUAUGGUACCUGGUCAGUUUGGUGCUCUGGGUUACCCUGGACCUCCUCCGAGUCAAUUUCCUGCUCCUGGUUACCCUGGACCUCUGGGUCAGUUUGCUGCUCCUGGUUACCCUGGACCUCCUGGUCAGUUUGCUCCUCCUGGUUACCCUGGACCUCCGGGUCAGUUUCCUGCUCCUGGUUACCCUGGACCUCCGGGUCAGUUUGCUCCUCCUAGUUAUGCUGAAUCUUCUGGUCAAUUUGGUCCUUCAUUUUCUCAUCAGUCUGACUUAUCAGCUCCACCUCCAUAUCAGGAAUAUCCACAGUUGCCAGACCACCCUGAAAAAUCUUGACAAAAUGUUUUUAGAAUCACCUUGUAAGUUUAUUUUAUGAUGAUUGUUUUACCUAAAUUGCUAGAAUGAUUUGUAUUUUGAUGUGCCUAUUUUUAAUUAGGGAUGUUGACAGUAUUUAAGCUAAAAGCAAAUAUCCUAUACUUUUUGUUGUUGUAUUUCUAAACCUUCAGUAUAGGGCUACAUUUUACAUCCCUCAAAAAAGAUAAAUCCUCCUUUAUUAUGAAGUAGAUACUGUUCUUCAGAAAUGUUUUAUGCCUUAAACAGUUGCAGGAAGUAUGCGAACCCUUGGAUUUACUAUGACUUUCUGCGUAAAUUGUUACAAAAUAAUCAGAUUUUCACAACUCAAAGUCUCCUCAGCACACAACCAUAUAUUUUCUUUUUUUUUUUACUGAACACUGACUCUAUACUGGAGUUAAAUUUGUAUUUUAUAUAUUUUCAUUUAUGAAUUAAAUAUAAAACAUAAAACUGAAUGUACUCUCACAUAUUAUCAUUGGUAAUUAUCUGUGCAAAAUAUAUGCUUUCCCUGCAUGUCCACUCUUGCCUGUCCGCAUGCCUCAAGUUAAGCUGUGGGAUAGAGAGGAUCACCCAUAAGAAGCGGGUCUAUAUAGCAGUUUAGGAAAUUCAAGGCUGAUUCAAGAUAUGAACAUAUUCAGGGUAUGAUAACAAUUAGCCAAUCAGUGUCCUCAAAUCUAAUCCAAAAAAAGCGAGUAUUUUAUCAGCCCUAACGAAAAGUUUUGAUGGAUGAAGAUUGUAUUGCAGGAGUCUUACAUUAUGUGAGUCUGUUGUUAUUAAUAAUGAGCAAACAAACCAUGCAUGCGUUUUGUUGUGUUUAGUAAUUCUGAACAAUCCAUAUGCUAGCUAUAUGCAGUCAGGUCAAGGCGGCUGAUAUAGUGCUCAUUUGGCAUGUGGUACUGUUUGGUAUCCAGCUUGACUAGUAUUUAAUUGUAUAAAAGAAAGCUCUAAACAAAUGUAACAUUUAUUUUAUAUAUAUUUUUUAUAUAUCUAUUUUAUUUAUAUAUUUAUUCCUCAAAGUUUUUGCUGUUGCACUGUUGGCUAUACAUACAAAAAAUAAAAUUGUUCUGGAAUGUUUUUCAUGUGCACUUUGGUGUGCUCAAUAAAGUUCUCAAGUAUA